AAUCAAUAAUGUCACACUCAAUUUUAGACUUAAGACAAAAUCAGAUAAUAUUUCAUGCAGCAUUUCUUGAUGGCAUUCGCGGUGUAGCGGCUUUAGGCGUCAUAUAUGAACAUUCACAAAGAUUUUACAAUCAGAC
This is a messenger RNA of Racocetra persica, 136 nucleotides long. NCBI's taxonomy places the organism in Eukaryota, Fungi, Glomeromycota, Glomeromycetes, Diversisporales, Gigasporaceae. The record is from the annotation of a GenBank genome assembly.